CUGAAGCAUAAAGGAGCAAAGUCAAUGACCGCACGCAAAGAAGCACUUUGAGAUUUGUCAACCAGAUCACCAAAUCAACACUUUUGCGCCUUGCUUGCGUGCGAGGCGAUGGCCGAGAGCGCCGCCGCGGCCGGGCAAUCAUCCUCGGUGAGGAAGUCUGGGGUGCCGGUGUUCGUGAUGAUGCCGCUGGACACGGUGAAGACGUGCUGCGGGAGCGGUCUGAACCACCGGAGGACCAUGGCGCGGGAUCUGGCGGCUCUCAAGAGCUCGGGCGUGGAGGGAGUCAUGGUGGACGUGUGGUGGGGCGUCGUGGAGGGCGAGGAGUCGGGGCUGUACAAUUUCGAAGGGUACAUGAAGCUCGUCGAGAUGGCGCGCGAUGCCAAGCUCAAGGUGCAGGCCGUCAUGUCCUUCCACCAGUGCGGCGGCAACGUCGGUGACACCGUCAACAUCCCGCUGCCGCGGUGGGUGGUGGAGGAGAUGGACAAAGACCAGGACCUCGCCUACACUGACCAAUGCGGACGCCGCAGCUACGAGUACGUGUCGCUCGGCUGCGACGACGUGCCCGUCCUCGACGGACGCACGCCCAUCCGGUGCUACACCGACUUCAUGCGCGCCUUCCGCGACCACUUGGCCGGCUUCCUCGGGGACACCAUCGUCGAAGUCCAAGUCGGCAUGGGCCCGGCGGGCGAGCUACGGUACCCGUCGUACCCGGAGAGCGAGGGGACCUGGAAAUUCCCCGGCAUCGGCGCCUUCCAGUGCUACGACAAGUAUUUGCUGAACAGCCUGAGGAUGGCAGCGGUGGCGGCGGGAAAUCCGGACUGGGGCCUGGGUGGGCCGACGGACGCCGGCGGCUACAACAGCCGGCCGGACGACACGGACUUCUUCCGGCAGGACGGUGGCGGCUGGGAUUCCGAGUACGGCCAGUUCUUCAUGUCGUGGUACUCGCGGAUGCUCAUCGAGCACGGCGACCGCGUUCUGUCCGGCGCGGCGUCCGUGUUCGGCCACGAGCCCGGGGUCCGUCUGUCGGUCAAGGUCGCCGGCAUCCACUGGCACCACGGCACGGAGUCGCACGCGCCCGAGCUCACGGCCGGGUACUACAACACGCGGCGCCGCGACGGGUACCUCCCGAUCGCGAGCAUGCUGGGCCGCCACGGCGCCGUGCUCAACUUCACCUGCGUGGAGAUGCGCGACGAGGAGCAGCCACGGGACGCGCGGUGCAUGCCCGAGGGCCUGGUGCGGCGUGUGGCCGCGGCCGCCCGCGGGGCCGGCGUCGGCCUGGCCGGUGAGAACGCGCUGCCCCGGUAUGACGAUGCGGCGUAUGACCAGGUGCUGGUCACGGCUCGGGAGGAGCGGAUGGUGGCGUUCACGUACCUCCGCAUGGGCUCCGACCUGUUCCAGCCCGACAACUGGCGCCGGUUCGCGGCGUUCGUGACGCGGAUGAGCGAAGCCGGCUAGUCCUCCUCGGCGCUGCCUUCCGGUAGGCUCACGCUCGGCGUCCACUGCGACGAUGUUGCACGUCUUUUUUUUUUAAAGUUCAAUUUAAACCUUGAUUUUGUAUUGAAUUAAAAUCUCGAUCAAUUACAUCAUAAACUAUGCAUUCGUGGUGUAAAUCAAACCUGACAUCGUGUCAAUAGCUCGGAUUCGUGUAAA
Molecule: messenger RNA, 1650 nt
Organism: Hordeum vulgare subsp. vulgare (domesticated barley)
Lineage: Eukaryota; Viridiplantae; Streptophyta; Magnoliopsida; Poales; Poaceae
Product: beta-amylase 1, chloroplastic-like
Exons: 4
Coding region: 109-1455 (448 amino acids)
Biological process (GO): polysaccharide catabolic process
Molecular function (GO): beta-amylase activity
Source: RefSeq, a predicted model, not a curated record